Messenger RNA from Medicago truncatula (barrel medic), 2112 nucleotides. RefSeq lists its product as uncharacterized. Gene Ontology annotation, cellular component: nucleus. Gene Ontology annotation, molecular function: RNA polymerase II transcription regulatory region sequence-specific DNA binding; histone binding; chromatin binding. NCBI's taxonomy places the organism in Eukaryota, Viridiplantae, Streptophyta, Magnoliopsida, Fabales, Fabaceae. The transcript is spliced from 6 exons. The record is from RefSeq and is a predicted model, not a curated record. Bases 276 to 1637 code for a protein of 453 amino acids. Gene Ontology annotation, biological process: positive regulation of transcription by RNA polymerase II.
AUAUCCUAUUACCACCUAGAUGAGGAAAAAAUCGAGUGCUCCUCACAUACCCUAUUCCUCUCUCUUUCGUUCUGCUUUCUCCGCCGUCGUAAAAAUCUCCGGUUAGGGUUCCGAUCAUCUCCGAUGGUACAGAUCGUGUAACCUUCCCGCUUCUAUAAUGCUAUCAAUUUUUUUCACCAUUUUCUAAGGACCUUAGAAAGUUUAUAACUUGAAGUGAAGAACAAAUCUACAGUGGAUUUUUCGGGAAUAUUUUUCACCUGCAAAAGUUGAAUCAAAUGUCUUUACAAAACAAGGGAUUCUGGAUGGUCAAAGGAUCUGGGCAUGUUAGUGACAGAGAGCCGGCAUUUGAUAAUCCUUCCAAAAUUGAACCAAAACGACCUCAUCAAUGGUUAAUUGAUGCAACUGAAGGGGAUUUUUUGCCAAACAAGAAGCAAGCAAUAGAAGAUGCAAAUGAAAGAUCUAGUUCAGGAUUUUCAAAUGUAAAUUUUACUCCAUGGGAGAACAAUCACAAUUUUCAUUCAGACCCAAGCCACCAAAAUCAAUUAAUUGAUCGAUUAUUUGGGUCUGAAACCAGGCCUGUCAAUUUCACUGAAAAAAAUACCUACGUUUCGGGCGAUGGUUCUGAUGUGAGAUCAAAGAUGAUCGCCAAUCAUUAUGGAGAUGGUGCAUCUUUUGGCUUGUCUAUAUCUCAUUCUACUGAAGAUUCUGAACCAUGUAUGAAUUUUGGGGGAAUCAAGAAAGUCAAAGUAAAUCAGGUUAAUCCUAGUGAUGUGCAAGCUCCAGAGCAACAUAAUUUUGACAGGCAGAGUACGGGUGAUCUACAUCAUGUCUAUCAUGGGGAAGUUGAGACGAGAUCUGGAUCAAUAGGACUUGCCUAUGGCAGUGGGGAUGCCCGUAUCAGACCGUUUGGCACCCCUUAUGGCAAAGUAGAUAACACAGUCCUAUCCAUUGCUGAAUCUUAUAAUAAAGACGAGACUAAUAUAAUUUCUUUUGGUGGGUUCCCAGAUGAACGGGGUGUUAUCUCUGUGGGCAGGGCUGCCACAGACUAUGAACAGUUAUAUAAUCAAUCAUCAGUUCAUGUGUCAACAACAGCUCAUGAGAAAGAGUUGGAGGCAUCAAAUUCUGAUGUAGUUGCAAGUACUCCUUUGGUGACAACAAAAAAACCUGAAUCUGUGUCCAAGAAUAAACAAGAUAUCAAAUCAACAAGGAAAGAAUCUCCAAACACCUUCCCUACUAAUGUCAGGAGCUUGAUAUCUACUGGUAUGCUAGAUGGUGUUCCUGUGAAGUAUGUCUCGGUGGCGCGGGAGGAACUUCGUGGAAUUAUAAAAGGAACUACCUAUCUUUGUGGGUGUCAGUCAUGUAACUAUGCCAAGGGUCUGAAUGCUUUCGAGUUUGAAAAGCAUGCUGGUUGCAAAUCAAAACAUCCAAACAAUCACAUUUAUUUUGAGAAUGGGAAGACCAUUUAUCAAAUAGUACAGGAAUUGAGGAGUACCCCUGAAAGUUCAUUGUUUGACACAAUCCAAACAAUUUUUGGUGCACCAAUAAAUCAGAAAGCAUUUCGCAUUUGGAAAGAAUCAUUUCAAGCAGCAACACGCGAGCUUCAACGGAUUUAUGGAAAUGAAAAACGUAACCUCUAAGUCCCCACCGUCUUUGCGCAAACUUAACUUAGGUUAGGUUCUAGUGUGAAUAGAAAGAUACAUCAGUUUUCAGUAUUUUUCAUGUAUCUUUGUUUAGCUCUGUGACUUUUGGUGCAUUGUGUAACUUGUUGGUUUCACUCAAAAGAUUGGAAGCUUUAUGUAACUUAUGUCCAAAUCAUUGGGAUUGGGUGCUUUUACUGGCAGAAUUGUCUAGCAUAGUCUCUAGAAAGUAUAUUCUUGGGUGAUUAAAGGAGCAAGACUUGUUAAUUUUGGGGCACUGGACUCGGCUUGUUAAGUGUCCUGUAACAUUUUUAUUUGUCUUCAAAUACACAAGAAAACUCAGUUGAAUAUUUUUAUAGUUCCUCAUGGGUUGAUGGAUUAUGGAGAGGAUUGUAAAUAAUUUCCGUUUGCUUGUGCAUGUAUUCAUUGGCAAAUGCUGAUUUUACGAAUAAAAUGUUAAAACGAAAUGCAAGAA